AUGUCGUUCAUCUGUUUUUCCCGGUUUAGAGCUAUUCGUGUUCAUCGAUGGACUCCAAAUAAUCUUGACUCAAAUUCACGAUCAUUUUGUCAUCGUAAUAUAGCAUUGCUAGCCUUUCCUGAAGGUCCACCGUUACUAGAUGGACAUUAUAUAGCUAUAUGGGAAGAUAAAGGCAUAGCAGAAGUCAAUGAUGAAGACAACGAUGAUCCUCUCAGUACUAUUACAAACAAUAAUACUUAA
Trichobilharzia regenti is the source of this 240-nucleotide messenger RNA. The record is from the annotation of a GenBank genome assembly. NCBI's taxonomy places the organism in Eukaryota, Metazoa, Platyhelminthes, Trematoda, Strigeidida, Schistosomatidae.